Molecule: messenger RNA, 2387 nt
Organism: Saprolegnia diclina VS20
Lineage: Eukaryota; Oomycota; Saprolegniomycetes; Saprolegniales; Saprolegniaceae
Exons: 13
Coding region: 275-2293 (672 amino acids)
Molecular function (GO): protein binding
Source: RefSeq, a predicted model, not a curated record
GACAAGGGUAACCUGACCACUUUGGCCACCCAGUCUGUGCAUGGUCCGAUCACGAAUCUCGUACUGCAUACGACGCGUCGUGUGAAGGAGCGUCGCUCAUCAUGCCAUGCGAUUCCAAGCGCGGGCACGUGGCGGCGGCCUGCCGCCUGGCAAAAUGGCGUGUUUUUAGUCUCCCAAGAUCAUCACUCUUUGAUUUCCACGCAUUCGCGCCGUUGAUUGGCCAAACGAAUUACAUGGCGCCUUGCGCUUCAAAGUGCAAAGCCGCCAAGCCACGAUGACGCUCAACCCGCCUCGGUACAAGGUCGAGUGGGAGAUGGCGACGCCGUCAGGCCCGUCGGUGCCGCCAGCUCCCGCCGCGUCGUCACCUCAGGAGGUGCCGCGUACCCCCGCUGAGCGCUUCGGCCACGCGGCCGCCAAACUCUCUUCGGACACCGUCGUGGUCUACGGCGGGCGCGGCGAGAGCCUAAACUUUUACGAUGCGUGGCUGCUCACGCUCUCGUCCGACGUGCCCAGCGCGCAGGACAACACCGCGACCGAGUUUGCGCGCGCUGCACACUGGACGCCUCUCACGACGAUCCGCCAAGAUUUGCAGGCUUUCCACCGGUUCCAUUCGAUGCACGCGGUUGGCAACACCGUCUACGUCUUUGGCAACCGCCUCGUUGCGCGCGAGCAAGCAGCGACACCAAUGGACUCGAAACGCAUUCCAAGGUUUGCCGACAUGUCGGGCUUUGAGGUCAAAAAAUUCAUGGUCGGGCCCGAUCUGCGCACGAUUACGUGGGCCGACGUCGCAACCAGUGACGCGGUGCGAGUAGACAUCCCGCCGCGCGUGGGCCACGCGAGCGUCCUCUUGGAGGACGGCCGCAUCUUCCUCUUUGGUGGGCAAAACGCCGACGGGAGCACCUACUACAACGACUGCAUGCUCUUCGACCCGAGCACCGAGUCGUUUCAGCACCUGGCGGCGUCCAGCUACCGCCCGUCCGGGCGUGCGUUUGCAGGCAUGGUACCGUUUGGCCCACACAAGGUGAUUUUGCACGGUGGCAUUGGCCCGUCAAAGUUUACACUCGCGAGCCCGUUGUCGCAGCUCUAUUCGCAAACCGACUUGUCGCAACCUCGAGCGUCGACCAAGACGACGGUGUUUAGUCACACGUACGAGUACGACCUGCGCUCGGACUCGUGGGCGGAACUCUCGCUACCCUUUGAGAUGGGCCUCCACAACGAUAGCACCCACCGCCUCCGCCACAGCAUGGUGUCGGUCCCGGAUGGCUUUCUCAGUUUCUCGGGGGUCAUGUCCAAACGCGGAAAUGGCGGCGCCAUUGCAGGCACGGUGCGAGCACCGUCACAGUGUGCUUUUUCCCCCAUCACCACGGACGGUGUCGUGCCUUCCGAUCGCAGCGGCGCCACCUUCGUCUCCGUUACCCCCGACACGAUCCUCUGCGUCGGCGGGCGAGUCGGUGGCAACUUUGACACUGCCGUGUACAUUGGCACCAUCCGCGCGAUCGCGCAAGCGCCAACGCCGUCGCAAGGGUCCAAGCGCAAGCGAUCCAUCGACGCUACGGAGAGCCAUCGACCGGCGACGCGAUCCCGAACGAGCGAUGCCAUGGGGGCCAAGACACGGCCCCCGACCGACGGCCACCCUGUGCCCCCCGUCUCGGCCAUGCCACGGACUUCGAACGACGACAUGAAUGCUGUCAACAAGAACCUCACCGAGCAGCUACGCAGUAUGGAAGAGCACCGCCAGAAGCAGGAUGCGAUGGUCCUGUCGCUCAUGAAGCAGAAUGGACAGCUGGAGGUCGAAGUCAAUUCGCUUCGCCUUCGCAACCAAAGUCUCUUGGACGAACGCGCCGACCUUCAGGAUCGACUGCUCGCGGCCAAGAGGACCAUUGAAGGCAACAAGGACCGCGACCACCACCGGUACAUUGGCAUCACGGGCCACGCGCGCAUCAAGCUGGACACGUCCCAAAGCACCGUCAUCGAUCCGUCCCAGGAAAUGGUUUCGUUGAGCGACUACGAUCGCAUCAUCUCGGGACACAAUGAAAUGUUUGAAAAAUUCCGCGCUGUCCAAGAACAAUUGGCCGCAGCGACGACGAAGCUCGAUAUGGCCGAAAACAAGGCCGCGCGCUACAUGACGAUCAUGAAGUCGGCGGUGGAAGAGGCGACGGCAUUCGCCACGUCGGUGACGAGCCCGAUGCCGGAGCUCAUGACGCCCCCAAACGCGGCGCCCACGCAGGACUCGGUCCUGAACGAGAGUCCAGUGCAGUCCGGCUCGACACAAGAUACCAACAUGGAGGAAUAAUCGAGCGCCAAAGGGCGACUGCGACACUGGCGAAUGAAAUAGAGGCAAACAUAUCGGAGCAUCACGCGUCGUAGCGUUCUGCAGUGCGAGUACG